Messenger RNA from Penicillium cinerascens, 1170 nucleotides. RefSeq lists its product as uncharacterized. The record is from RefSeq and is a predicted model, not a curated record. Lineage: Eukaryota; Fungi; Ascomycota; Eurotiomycetes; Eurotiales; Aspergillaceae. The coding region runs from base 1 to 1170 and encodes 389 amino acids. The transcript has a single exon.
AUGUCCUCCAUCGGCUGCUCCAGAUUACCCUUCGAGAUCAUCCUGAUCAUCGCAGAGCAUCUUUGGUCCAUUACAGAACGGGACGAGAAUGGAGAUGGACUCAUGGCGCGACAGCGGCGCAUGACGAACUUCUGUCUUGUAUCACACGAGUGGUACACAGCUGGCAUCGCUUUGCUGUAUCUUUGCCCAGAGCUUCGCGCGGCAAACAGCCUGGAUCGGUUUGUUGACACCGUGACCCAGUCCGGUGACGCCAAUCACUUGAACAUCGACUUUGGAUCAAUGAUUCACGUCCUCAAGAUGGGACAUCUCGACCACGAUAUCCCUGACAUGCUGCUUGAACGAUUGCUGAGCCGGCUGCAAUCUAACCUGAUCAGCUUCGAGGCUCCACCGACACCAUUUGGCAUUGAGGGCCUGACUACCCUGUCUAUGUGCAAGAAUGUCGAACAGCUGGACCUCACUCUGCUGACCGACAAGCAUCGGACCGAGGACUGCUUCACUUUCCCAGACCUCAAGCAGGCUAUCAGUGGCUUGCCAAAUCUUGUGACCGUCAGCCUUCCGCUCAAAAUGGCGAUUGUCGACACGGACGACUCCAUUGGAGAUUGGCCUGCUUCUCUGCGAAGCAUCAAGAUCGGAGGGACGCUUGACCCUCAGGUGAUGCGCAGGUUCCAGUGGCCUUCACAUCCGUUCAAGCUCACCAUUCGCAAUUGCCAGAACCUGCGCGCUGCCACCCUAGAGGGCAUUCUCGACAACGAGAAUAUCCAUGAAUACCUCGUUCGUCUCUACAUCACCCGCAGCAAUACAAUGAUGUUUCAGGACGCACCCACUGGAAUCUUAUACAAGCUGCGGAACUUGAUGCACCUCAGGAUCCCACUGGACUGUACGGAGGACUUCUUCAUGUUGCCGCCCCCUGAACCCUCGAUGUCGAUUCGGGUGCUCGAGUUGACUGAGCCGUACUCCGGCCAGGUCCUCAAAGAAUUCACGCAACAACUUUUCCAGGCAUUGAACCUCAAUUUGUGCAAUGUCCUGGCUUUGGGAAUGUGUGAGCUUCCCAACAACCUGUGGAAUAGCCAAUUCUCACCGAUCUCGACGAAGCUCCGCAGGCGUGUGCAAAGGAGCCCCCCAGCCGACCUCGAAGGCAUUGAGAACUGUGGUCUCUACGCCAUGGAUUGA